Molecule: messenger RNA, 1307 nt
Organism: Cuscuta epithymum
Lineage: Eukaryota; Viridiplantae; Streptophyta; Magnoliopsida; Solanales; Convolvulaceae
Source: the annotation of a GenBank genome assembly
AGAGGACGGUUUUCCAUAACAAUUUGCCCCCGAAUGCCAAAACUAGAUCCACCCCUGCAGAGUGCAGAGAGCGCCAGACUGCUCGAUCAAAGUUUCAAUGGCUGCUUCAACAGCCUUCUUCCGCACCUGCCCUCUCAACCUAUCAUCCAUCAAACCCAACAAAGCUACUAUUCUUUCCCAUUUCUCUUCCGUCAAGCUUGCUUCAUCUACCCAAAAUUAUCCCUCUCAGCCCCUAAUUUCCCACUACACUCCUUCCCAGUUUCACAGUCUCGUCACUCCUCUUCGAUCUGCUUCCACCUCUGAUGCAUCCACUGCCUCCGCCCCAUCUACCACCUUCCACGGCCUCUGCUACGUUGUUGGAGACAACAUCGACACUGACCAAAUCAUUCCUGCUGAAUACCUGACCCUAGUCCCUUCCAAGCAGGAGGAAUACAAAAAGCUUGGCUCAUAUGCCCUAUGCGGUCUCCCAGCAUCCUACCAAACUCGAUUCAUAGAUCCUGGCGAAUACAAAUCCAAGUAUUCAAUUGUUAUUGGGGGUGAUAAUUUCGGAUGCGGGUCCUCCCGUGAACAUGCCCCUGUUGCCCUCGGCGCUGCCGGGGUUUCUGCUGUGGUUGCUGAGUCUUAUGCCCGUAUAUUCUUUCGGAACUCGGUCUCUACAGGGGAAAUCUAUCCUGUGGAAUGCGAUGUGAGGAUAUGCGAGGAGUGUAAGACUGGAGAUGUGGUCACUCUUGAGCUCGGUGAGAGUAGGUUGAUCAACCAUACUAGUGGGAAGGAAUACAAGCUGAAACCCAUUGGGGAUGCUGGACCUGUGAUUGAUGCUGGUGGGAUUUUCGCCUACGCUAGGAAGACGGGGAUGAUCCCUUCCCUUGCAUAAAAAACUCAACCUGGAUUUUUUAGUGCUGUCAGCUUCCACUUAGACUAAUGAGAGUAACUUCCAUGAUAUUCUUGUGAAGAAGCUAGCUGUUAUCCUACCCAUAGCACUUCUUGAUGUGUAAUAGUUGUUCAACAAAACAUUAUUGCAAGGCUAUGGUUUUCUUGCGGCAAUCGAUGAAUGUUGCCCAACGAUCAUUACGAUGUGUGCUAAUUUAGAUUGUGUAGUGAACAAUAAGUGCCUUGUUUCCAAGAGCUGCAUUUUCCUAGUAUGUUGGUAGUAUGAUACAUGUUUAUGGCAGCAAAGCAGUGCGCCAAAAGGAAAGGCAACAUUAUUUUUACUAUUUCCUUGUUGAAGUGGCAAUGUAAUGGUUAACUGCUUACCUUAUUUGUUAUUUAGUUACUGAGUAUGUAGUCUGACAAUAGGUAAAGUGAUC